This is a messenger RNA of Penaeus chinensis, 2013 nucleotides long. Its product is annotated as capping protein inhibiting regulator of actin dynamics-like. The transcript has 4 exons. Lineage: Eukaryota; Metazoa; Arthropoda; Malacostraca; Decapoda; Penaeidae. The coding region runs from base 88 to 405 and encodes 105 amino acids. The record is from RefSeq and is a predicted model, not a curated record.
CUGCUUAUCAUUGAUGUUCUAUCUGACUCUCACCCUCGUCAUUCAGGGUAAAUAUACCAGUGCUAUUCGUUGAGACUUCGAACCAGGAUGGGGAGUCUACAGACUAAGGUGGAAGCAAAUCCGACUCAAGAUGAGUUAAUGAGAAGAGAGAAAAGGAUAAUGCAACAGAGGGAGAGACAAGACAGGGAAUCUCUAGGACGGCGAACUGCUGUGGAAGCAAAUCCGACCCAAGAUGAGUUAAUGAGAAGAGAGGAAGAGAUAGUGCAACAGAGGGCGAGGCAAGACAGGGAAUCUCUUGGACAGCGAACUGCUGGUAGCAGGGAAAAGACCCAACAGGAGUUAAUAGCCGAAGAAGAGGAGAUUCUGCGAGAGAGAGAAAGGAGCUGGAAAAAGUUUCAAGAGUGAAGCACAACCAGAAACAUGUGUGCUUGUGUAAUGCUAAUGUUCAUGAUAGCAAGUAUUAGUUAAUAAGAUAUCUUUAUACCUUGUUUAAGUAUGAUUGACAUGAUUUACUUUCAAACUUGAAAUUUCUCCUACUUUCUUGUGAGUAAAAUGGGCAAUGAUGCAAUUUGUAUUAAGAUUUCAGUUCAAAUUGACAAGGAUCCAAUUUCAAACAAAAAGAAAUAUCUUAUUUCUCAAGUGUGCAUACACACACACACACACACAACCAUUUCCUUUUUGCAUAUCACCUCCGCCUCGAUCAGCUCCCGAAGAAGGGCUGCAGCCUGAAGGUGUGGCUGAUGAAGAUAUGGACGAGGGUUGCUCAAUUGUCUAUUUAAGCUUGGCAGUGAUGGAGAAAAAAAAAAAAAAAAAAAAAAAAAAAAAAAAAAAAAAUUGUGCCUAAUUGUAAGUCUGAAAUUUAUUUCAAAUUAAAGAAAGUUAUUUCAAAGAUUAAUAAAUCAAAGCAGACAACACAACAAAACAUAUGUUCAGGGGUCUGUAACUUUUCAACGUAUAUUAUCUUCUUACUGUAGUAUAAGUACUUGUCUACUGUAUUUUUAAAAAAAGUUAUGAGUAACUGACAUGUGUAUUAUGAAAGGUAUACCUAUAUACAUAUCCAAAAACUCUUACUUUUGCUACACUCUGUUAUCAAGAACAGUAAAAAUAUUCUUAUCUAUUAAAUGUGAUUCUUGCAAGGGGCUUCAUAUCCAGUGCUAUCUUCCAGUAUCAUAAUAAAUUUUCCAAAUCACUUAGCGCAGCAUGGUUUAAACCCUUUUAGGUACCGCCUUUGAUAAUGAACAAUGGUAAUUUAACUAAGCAACAUCACUAAUAAAAGUGCAAUCUUACUAGCAGGAUCAAAUGCUAAUUAACAAUAAAUCAUACCAGAUUACAAUUCAACAAAGUAUUUGAUAUGCACACAAAGUAACCACACCAAGCUUCUUAGAAUCUAACUUUUUUACUGUAAGUAGGCUGUUCCGUAAUAUGUAUAGGAGAAUAAUAUUACUCAUAAACACACCAUUUCCUUUUUUUUAUUACUAACUACAUUAAAUGUCACAUGCAUGACUCUGAGAAAAAAUAUCACUAAUGCUAUUGAGUUGGUAUCCAAUGAAAAGAAGUAAAUAGGUAUAGCUUACAUUACUAAUGAUACAGUAAUAAUGGAAAUGGCAUAAGUGAUUAAUGCACACAUGUAUUUGGCUGAGGAAUGAAACUUAAUUAAAAGUUACAUGAAAUUAUAUUUUGUGAAUAAAUGAGCAGAAAAUUUAUAUAAGACAUUAAAUGUAUGUAUUUGUGUGUGUGUGUGUGUGUGUGUGUGUGUGUGUGUGUGUGUGUGUGUGUGUGUGUGUGUAUGUGUAUGUGUAUGUGUAUGUGUAUGUGUAUGUGUAUGGGUAUGGGUAUGUGUAUGGGUAUGGGUAUGGGUAUGGGUAUGCGUAUGCGUAUGCGUAUGCGUAUGCGUAUGCGUAUGCGUAUGCGUGCGUGCGUGCGUGUGUGUGUGUGUGAGUGUGAUAUGUAGACUACUAUUUUGGUAAUAACUCUGUAAGCACAGCCUAAGGAUCAAUAAAAAAUGCUUCCCAA